Phragmites australis (common reed) is the source of this 1317-nucleotide messenger RNA. Its product is annotated as amino acid transporter AVT1I-like. The record is from RefSeq and is a predicted model, not a curated record. Gene Ontology annotation, molecular function: amino acid transmembrane transporter activity. Lineage: Eukaryota; Viridiplantae; Streptophyta; Magnoliopsida; Poales; Poaceae. Gene Ontology annotation, cellular component: vacuolar membrane. Bases 1 to 1317 code for a protein of 438 amino acids. Gene Ontology annotation, biological process: amino acid transmembrane transport. The transcript has 3 exons.
AUGGCGGCAGCGCAGGAGAGCCCUCUCGAUAAGCCCUUCCUCGUUCCGGGCAAAGACGAGGAGCAACAGCACGGUGGCGACGACGGCGAUGUCACGAACAUGGAGGCGCAGCUCCUCCUUCCGCGCGACUCGGGAGCCAGCUCGUUCUCCCGAAGCUGCCUCAACCUCAGCAACGUGAUAUCAGGUGUUGGGAUGCUGUCCGUGCCGUACGCACUGGCGCAGGGCGGCUGGCUCAGCCUAGCGCUCUUCGCCCUCGUCGGCGCCGUCUGCUACUACACCGGUGAGCUCAUCGCCCGCUGCAUGCGCGCCGACGGCGACGCCGUCAAGAGCUACCCCGACAUCGGCCAGCUUGCCUUCGGCCGCCCCGGCCGGAAGGCGAUCGGCGCCGUCAUGUACGCCGAGCUCUACCUCGUCGCCAUCAGCUUCCUCAUCCUUGAGGGAGACAGCCUCAAUAAGCUCUUACCCGGCGCGAGCGUCGGUCUGCCCGGCGGCUACGUCUUUCGAGGGAAGCAGCUCUUCACUCUCGUAGCGGCCGUCGUCAUACUCCCGACGACCUGGCUCAGGGACCUCAGCGUGCUCGCGUACGUGUCGGCGGUCGGGCUCGUCUCGUCCGCGGCCCUGACGGCGUCCUUGGUGUGGGCCGGCGUGGCCGAGCACGGCCUCCACGCCAAGGGCGGCAACGUCGUCAACCUGGCCGGCCUGCCGACCUCCCUUAGCUUGUACUUCGUCUGCUUCGCCGGCCACGGCGUCUUCCCGACGGUGUACUCGUCGAUGAGGAACAAGGGAGACUUCACAAAGGUUCUGCUGGUCUCCUCCGUGCUCUGCAGCCUGAACUACGCACUGACGGCGGUUCUAGGGUACUUGAUUUACGGGGAUGACGUGCAGUCAUUGGUGACACUGAACCUCCCCUCUGGAAAGGUGUACACUCGGAUCGCGAUCCUGACAACCCUGAUCACCCCGCUUGCCAAGUACGCGCUCGUCAUCCAGCCCGUCACGACGGCGAUCGAGGAGAAGCUAUCGCUCGCCGGUCAGCGGUGCCUGACCAGGGCGGUCAUCAGCACCACCGUUCUCGUCAGCACGGUGGUGGUGGCGUGCACGGUGCCCUUCUUCGGCUACCUCAUGUCGUUCAUCGGGUCCUCGCUCAACGUCACGGUCGCCGUCCUGUUCCCGUGCCUGAGCUACCUCAGGAUCUACAUGCCCAGAGGAGGAGUUCGCCGUGCCGAGGUCGCGGCGAUCGUCGGUAUACUGGUGAUCGGAGCGUGCGUCGCCGUCGUAGGCACAUACACCUCCCUGCACCAGAUUGUAAGCACAUUUUGA